Messenger RNA from Haemonchus placei, 660 nucleotides. The record is from the annotation of a GenBank genome assembly. Lineage: Eukaryota; Metazoa; Nematoda; Chromadorea; Rhabditida; Trichostrongylidae.
AUGCUGCGGGUGCUCCUGAUAUCGGCUUUCAUCCUCGCCGUCUGCAAUGGCCAGAUGAUCAAGCAGUGUACAUGCGAACAGUUGGCACCUUGCUUGAACGUCAAUGCCGACACAUUCUUCAAGUGUGGUCAACAAUGCCAGCGUCAUGCCACGGAUAUGAACUUCAGCUAUGGCUCUGCUAGUCAGUGUUUCGAACAAAUUCGUGGGCAAAUGGAUCGUGCUAUUCAAUGUUACAAUAAAUACAUGGAACAAGGAUGUGCCAGAGGAGCACCGCAAAUGGUACCGAAGCGAUAUGGGGAAACGCUCAAGCUGGCCCUGUACAGUCGUAUCAGCAAUAUGAUGGACCGAACUGGUAACCUUGUACUUCAGAAUCUUACUGAGUUACUCAUUGUGUUGGAUCAACUAUGUGAGUGUUGGUUUUCAGGUGUUCGCCAGGAACUGAUGGACUUCUUCAAGGCAUCACAGAAGUUUUCUGGAUGUCAAUUCAAAUGUGUAGGCAAAAGUGCAACCUCAUGCAAAACAAAGAACAAUUGCGGCAUAGUGGAGCCACCAGACAAUGUUAUUGUGGACAAUAUGAUUCAAUGUGCAGUCCAGAGCGGAAUCGACACUCCAACCAUUCAAAGACUCUGUCAUUGUAUCACACAAGCUGGUAACCAGUAA